Messenger RNA from Girardinichthys multiradiatus, 4061 nucleotides. It is a transcript of the gene edc3, whose product is annotated as enhancer of mRNA decapping 3 homolog (S. cerevisiae). Gene Ontology annotation, biological process: P-body assembly; deadenylation-independent decapping of nuclear-transcribed mRNA. The coding region runs from base 341 to 1777 and encodes 478 amino acids. The record is from RefSeq and is a predicted model, not a curated record. The transcript has 6 exons. Lineage: Eukaryota; Metazoa; Chordata; Actinopteri; Cyprinodontiformes; Goodeidae. Gene Ontology annotation, cellular component: P-body. Gene Ontology annotation, molecular function: mRNA binding.
AGUAGCCGUUUAAAAGCUUAGAAGCUUAUAUCGAAGAGCUAUUUUGUUAGCAGUUAUUUGUGCGGUUUAUUGUCGCGUGCUGUCCAGAAGAGUCCCAGUCGAUAUAACAUUGUAAAAAAUUAUAAGACUUUGUCUAUAUUUUAAGAGUUAUACAACUAAAAUGAUGUUUAGAGAGAAACUUAGCUUGAUACAAGCCCAAAGCUAAUGCUAAAUACAUUCUCAAACGUUAGCUUCAAAUAGUGAAUAUUUCGGUGUACCUACUGCCUGAAAGUCAGCGAUUACUGUUGUGACGGUUUAACAGUAAGUUUUGAAGUGAAAGAUAUACUAUUCAUUGCAGAUAAUGGCCUCGGACUGGUUGGGUAGUUUGGUGUCCCUUAACUGUGGACCUACGCUGGGGGUUUAUCAAGGAGAGGUGUCCUCUGUGGACCAGUCCAGCCAGACCAUCUCCUUAAGACAACCUUUCCACAACGGAGUCAAGUGUCCCGUUCCUGAGGUCACAUUCAGUGCCAUUGAUAUAAAGGAGCUAAAGAUUUUGGACAUCAGAAAUGGGAAUGUCAGGAUAAAUCCAAGCCCAGCUGCAAAGGGAAGCACUGUACCAGUUGCAGUCCCAAAGGGGGAUCCCAGAUCUGUGGAGAAGCUGAACUCUCCUCAGCAGUGCUGUAAAAGUUAUGGAGAACGCCACCUGGAUGCACUGGGUCAACCUAAAGGCUUUCGUCGAAGACAUAACUCCUGGUCAUCUACUAGUCGAGGGGCAAACCAAGCGACACCAAAAAAGAACGGGGUGAAGAAUGGCCAGAUGAAGACCAGAGACGACGAGUGCUUCGGCGACGGCAUGGAUGAUGGGCUGGAUACAGAUUUCGAUUUUGAAGGAAACCUGGCAUUGUUUGACAAAGCCGCGGUUUUCUCAGAGAUUGACACGACAGAGCGACGUAGUGGUGCGAGGUCACGUGGCACGCCUCAGGAUCAGACGCCCACCCGGUACCGCCAUGAUGAGAACAUCCUGGAGGGCAAACCUGUUGUUUACAGACAGAUUGUUGUUCCACAGCCUGGGCCUAAAGAAUACUGCACUGACUCUGGACUUGUUGUUCCAAGUAUUUCCUAUGAGCUCCACAAGCGUCUGUUGUCUGCUGCUGAGCGUCAUGGUCUCACACUGGAGCGGAGACUGGAGAUGACUGGAGUUUGUGCCAGCCAAAUGACACUUACGUUGUUAGGAGGGCCCAACAGAUUUACGCCAAAAAAUCUACAUCAGCGACCUACAGUGGCGCUGCUGUGUGGACCUCAUGUUCAGGGAGCGCAGGGCAUCAGCUGCGGUCGUCACCUGGCCAACCAUGAAGUGGAGGUCAUACUGUUUCUGCCGAACUUUGUCAAGCUGCUUGAUUCUGUGACGAGCGAGCUGACGCUCUUCAUUAAGACCGGUGGCAAACAGGUGUCCAGCAUCAAAGAUCUUCCAGACACCCCGGUGGAUCUAAUCAUAAACUGUCUGGACUGCCACGAGAACACAUUCCUGAUGGAUCAGCCUUGGUACCGGGCAGCAACGGACUGGGCCAACCAGAACAGAGCACCAGUGCUUAGCUUGGAUCCUCCUGUAAGUGGGCUGGGCCAUGCAGUCGAGGCCAAGUGGUCCCUAUCACUUUGCCUCCCCCUUCCUUUGGCCGAAGGAGCCGGCAGAGUUUACCUGUGUGACAUAGGUAUUCCCCGCCAGGUGUUCCAGGAAGUGGGAAUCAAGUACCAUUCCCCAUUCGGUUGUAAAUUUGUCAUACCCUUGCACUCCGCCUAGCUUGACUGUUUAAACCUUUCACCUUCCUUGACCGUUUGGGUUUUGGCGCCUUAUAUUCCAAGAGUCUCAGCUGUUUCUUUCAGUUCAGCCGAGCAGGCUCUAAUUCAUCAUUUGAACUGUUUCCUCAUACUGAAGGACCACUGUUGCAUACUGCAUUUAUAGAUAAGCUUUCAAGGAUUUGUUGAAAAUUAGAUGUCUUUGUGAUUAAACUAUAGGAUCGUAAUGCAGUUUAAGGGGAACAAAGUAAAAAGGACAAUCUCUAACUGAACAAUUUAAAUAAUAAUGCAGUCCAUUAAAUCAGCUGCGUAUUUGGUGUAAAUCCAUCACAUAAUACACACAAUAAAAAAAAAAAAAGACACUUGAGUGCAGAGAACCAGCUGACUCCAAUGUUUUGACAUUUGGUGGUCAGUUCAUGUUUUCAGGGUUCUGCUUUACAUGAUGUUUAUCUGCACCAUCCAGGGUGUGUCUGCAGGAACCCUCCUUUGUCUUUGAUGUGCUGCUCUGUUUUAUUUUAUUUUUUUACCUUUAACAGCACAGAUAGAAAACGCACUGAAUGCUUAUGAGCCAUGAAAGCGGAGAGUGUGUAGUUGUAACUUCAGUAACAUGUUUUGAACCGAUUAGCUGGUAUUCAUGCAUAAAUUUAGCUUCCAACGCUACGAGUGUGUUCACAUGCAGAAUCCAGUUUUCCUCUUCUGCGGUUAGUUACAGUUUUCCAACCCAAUUUGCAUGCACCACUGUUGGAGAUCAGCCUUCUAAUAAGCUCCCUGCUUGGUUAAAGAAAAUGUUAGUUGGCUUCUAUAUAAAUGUGGCUUUGUGUAAAACGUUGCCAUAUUUGUAGCACAUUUGUGCUUUCUUUAAAUACAAGCCUUGCGGAUAAUGCCCAAGCAAUUUUGUAUUUUUGUACUUCUUUCUUUGAAUGAGCCAGCUGCCUGGUAUGCCCAGAGCCAACAUAGUACACUGGGUUGGAUUUAGGUUCUGGUAAUGUAGUGCAGCACAAAAAAACCUAUUGAUUCAUGUAAGGAAUAAAUGUUCAACCCAUAUUGAUGGGAUGGUAUCAGAUAAAGGUUUAUACCAGUGUGUUUGGAAGGUCCAGUGCAGUGAAACGCUGAAGAUGCUGUUAAUCUAUUUUUUUUUAGAACUUUUUUUUUUCUUCUCACUGCUGAAAAAAGGUACAAAAAGCAGGCUUCAAAACACCCCAUGUCAUCAGAGUAAAGCUGUUGCAUUUAAUUCGUGGUAGAUGAAAAUGGUUGAUACCUAUAACAUUUAGCAUGAUGUGCACUAAAGAGCCACAACACACACUGGCAUAAUCCUUCAUGUGUUACAGUUGAAUUCUACCCAUGCUUUUUAUUUAUUUAUCCUGCACAGAGUAGCUUUUAUGAACCAGAAAAAUCAGGUCAAAUUGAAAUUAAAAACAAAACAAACAAAAAAAAAAAGCAUGUCUGCUUACUUAAAAUAAUCAGGCAGGCUUUAUCAUUUCAUGGUGUUAAAUUGAUAUUUAAUUAUACCUCAUGAAGCAUAGACUGUGAUUGAUGAGGCCAUAAGAGCUGCUUCUUUUGUGCCAUUGUCUGAGGUUGACACAUCUCUUUCCAGGUGUGCUUGACAAUGAAAGUUGCUUUUUUAUGCAUCAUUUACAUUGAAAAAUGAGUCCAGAACUAAAUGUACUAUCCUGCUGUAGUAUGCAGUAUUAUUCUCAUACAUCCGGGUGACGAUAAGUACUUGUUGCAGUUACUGAUCUCAGUACUCUGGUGGAUGUUGGUGUUUUUAGUUUAAAGGUUAAACUUCCAACAUCUAAAAAAAAAGUUAACUUGCUGUUGAGUCAGCAGCUUUCACAGGAUUGAUGUGCAUGUUCAUUGAAAGCUACAGCCAUGCACAAUAGCUCUCUCUUCUCCAACAUUCCACUUGCCUGAUGUGUAAUUAUUUCACAUCUGUUGAGACAAGCCUGGCUUGGAAAGUGAAGCCAGUGUUACAAAAAUUGAGUCAAACGACGUUUGCUUAAUGGCCACCAGGGGGCGAUAAAAGGAAGCUUCCUCUUUAUCCUGCCGCCAUGGCAGCUUUGGGUUAUCAGUGAUACACUUUCUUUGUUUUUCCACAAAGAAAUUAGUUUUCUCUGUUCAGAAGAAUCGCAUUAAAAACAACAAUGGUGGAUGGUUUAUUUUUUGGUCUGCACAGAAUGCUGUUGUGAAAUGAAACGUUCACUGUCAUUGAUCGUCUGUUGUGCAGAAACUCUGCAUUUCUCAUGCGUCAUGUCUGCAGACUGAACCAAUAAAAACCAAUAACCACUCUG